Talaromyces atroroseus is the source of this 1035-nucleotide messenger RNA. RefSeq lists its product as hypothetical. The record is from RefSeq and is a predicted model, not a curated record. The transcript has 6 exons. Lineage: Eukaryota; Fungi; Ascomycota; Eurotiomycetes; Eurotiales; Trichocomaceae. Bases 1 to 1035 code for a protein of 344 amino acids.
AUGUCCAGUUCCAGCGCCACUUCCUACUGCGGCCAACAAUUGAUAGGGGUCUCUAUCGCGAUUGCAGUCAUCCAAAUUCUCGUUGUCGGAGCGCGAUUCUACACCAGAUACUUGCAGCAAACAGCCUACUGGUUAGAUGACUACUUGAUUGUGCUUGCGCUGAUUUCCUGUCUAGGCCAAACCGCUCUUUAUUUGUUUUUGAUUCCAAGGGGAGGGAUAGGAUAUCAUCUGGACUAUGUGGAACAAACGCCGCAGAAGUUGGUAAUACUCGAUAAGGGUCUCUAUGCAAAUGAAAUCCUCGAUUUCCCAUUCACCGUGACCCCGGCCAAGAUCUCGAUUCUUCUCUUCUACACCCGGAUUUUCACCGUGCGCAGCUUUUGCAUCUUUGCAUAUAUUGUUGGAGCAACCGUUCUUGCCCACGGAAUUGGAGUUCUGUUCGCUGCCAUCUUCCAGUGCUCGCCCAUUGCGUACACGUGGGACAAAGCAAUCCCCGGAGGAUCGUGCUUCGAUCAGCAGGCUUUUUAUCGCUACGUGUCACCUCCCAAUAUCCUCACAGAUGUUCUAAUUUUGGUCAUGCCUUUACCAUCCGUGUGGAAACUUCACACCCGAGUAGGGCAGAAGGUCGCACUUACUGGCGUUUUCUUGCUGGGCAGUCUGGGCACUGUUGCGAGCAUUCUUCGGAUGGCGACUUUCUUUCUAGAAAGUGCUACUACAGAUCCCACCUGGGCAUCUGUCGAGCUUGGUAUUUGGACAAUUCUUGAAGGCGGAAUCGUUGUUGUUGCUGCUUGUCUUCCGACUAUCUGGCCUUUGGUCUCCAGAUUCACCUCCGGGGGACUCCUCACUAGCUUCUCUCCGAAGCAAACGCCUCAGCAACAAAACGACGACCAUUGUGGCAAUAAUGCGAGAUCCGGAUUAGUGAAUCUGGGUGACAGCGAAGAAAGAAUUGUCGGCCAGUCGCAAUUUGAGCAGGUUGAAUCUGAUCCAUGGGCAGAAAGUCUGUCGCUCACUGAAAUUAACAGAACCCGAGAGUCAUGA